Molecule: messenger RNA, 1215 nt
Organism: Trichoderma gamsii
Lineage: Eukaryota; Fungi; Ascomycota; Sordariomycetes; Hypocreales; Hypocreaceae
Exons: 1
Coding region: 1-1215 (404 amino acids)
Source: RefSeq, a predicted model, not a curated record
AUGUGCUCACUUGUUGGGGUAGAUAGCCGCAAGUACCCGCAGUGUGUUGACGUUUGCAUAGCAAUGUGCAAGGAGACCAACGUUUUUCAAGCCACCAGCUGGAAAGAAUGGGAUGGACUACAAAGCUUUAUCGGAAUUAUGAAAAAUGUCCAGCGAUUAACUCGGAAGACAAACGUGAUCCAUUGUCCUGCUGCGCCGCACUUGAUGGUGGUGAUAGCAAUGAAGGAGGUCAUGUUGUAUGGCAGAGAGAAGCGCAUAUACAACGACAGGAUUGUUGCUUUUCUCAGACACUUUGACUGCUACAAUAAAGCCGCGUCCGCUAUCUGCUACUUUCACAAGGGCAAUCGUCAGGACAUCUUGGCACUGGACCAGCCUUGGGUCUUGAAUGCUUCCGUACAACGCCCACCCACUCGCCUGAUUGAUCAGUUCGAAUUCACCACUUUUCCCGGCACUUCUGGUGGCACAAGGCUGGUUCCGAAAGAGAGUGACUCUACAGACGUCGAGAUGAAAGAAGAUCCAGCUCCGAUCAAAAUAGAGUCGUCUCCUGAGUGUGAGGCUGAACCAACCUCCGAACAUCAAGCCACGCCUCACGUUGUACAAGAUGGAUUGCAUGCUGCGAUCCAACCCGGAUCUCUUGGAGUUGGAGCAAGACCGCCACCUACGAAUCAAUAUAUACCGCCCUUUGAGCAUGAUAAUACCUUAGCUCUUGCUGGUCAAGCUACAGCAUCACGAGAGAGAAGACACGAAGGAACAAUGCCAUUGUCCAUGCCCGAGCAUGAACAUUCCACACAAAAUGGCACUCAUCUUCAAGUCACUCGCGCAGAAGUUAUGGAGUACCUCCAGCCUCUGCUUGAUCGACUGAAGUAUGAGGAUUGGGCUGGCAGGGUCCGGGAUGACAUUAUGUGCAUCCUGACAGGGAGGAGCGUCAAAGUUAUAACGCCUGAGGCAAAAGGCAUGUUGGGACUGUGGGCAGGCAAGACAGAGAAUGGCACGGUCCUGACUUGGCUUGAGCAGGCAAAAGAAGAUCUUACCGUCUUCCAAUGGAUUGAGAGAAAUGAGGCGGCCGCUGAAAUGUUGUGGUAUACUGACCGUAUCCAUACCAUUUUCCACGACAUAAAUGUAACGAUCGGGGGAGUUUCGGAACCCAACGUCCAAGAAGAGCUUCGAGCUCAAGUGGGUGCGCUGAGAGACAUCAUCUUCGCCACAAAUAUGUGA